CUCCUUGCUGGUAGGCCGAGAUACGCCGCUUCCCGUUACUCAAUCAACUUACUUCUUUUCAAACUACGUCUUCUGUAACCUCUGGUUGGCCCUACUCUUGAAACAGCUUUCAGCUGGAGCCUCCUCUCACGCCAGGGAUACGGACUAGUGAUCUUCCGCCUAUAAGGUACAUCCAUGUAAUACCGGCCGAGCCUCAGCUUCAGAUAUAAAAGCCAGAACCUCCUAAUACGACGAUAUGGGGGAGUUUAUAAGUACAGAAGUGAAAGAACCAUACACGAUUCGAGAAGAGCCUCUCGGAACCACCAAACAUGUUAGGAUCGUAGGCAUCGGUGCAGGAGCGAGUGGUAUUAAUAUGAUACGGACCCUCCGAAGGAAUUUGACCAAUUACGAACAUGUCAUCUAUGAGAAGAACGAAAAGGUUGGAGGAACUUGGUUCGAAAAUCGCUACCCCGGGUGUAGAUGCGAUGUACCAAGCCAUAAUUAUCAGUUCUCCUGGCGUCCAAAUCAUGAGUGGUCGAACUUCUUCGCACCCGCGGCGGAGAUCGAACAAUAUUUGACUCGUAUAGUCGAAGAAGAGCACAUGGCAGACACUAUCAAAACCCGACAUAAGGUCGUUGGCGCAUGGUGGGAUGAAGCUCGUGGGAUUUGGGAUCUCAGUGUCCAGAACUUAGAGACCGGAGAGGAGUUCAGGGACCAGGCUAACUUCGUCGUCGACGCCUCAGGCAUUCUGAACAACUGGAAAUGGCCGGAUAUCCCAAACAUAAAGAGCUUCCGGGGAGAGUUGGUGCAUACGGCGAGCUGGCCCAAGGACUUCGACUAUAACAACAAAAAUGUUGCCAUAAUCGGAAAUGGUUCGUCCGGUAUUCAGUUAUUACCUACAAUCCAACCAGAUGUCAAGAAGCUUUACCACUUUGUCCGGACCCCAACCUGGGUCAUUCCUCCACGAAUAGUGUCAAUGAUGACAAUGGGCGGCCCCGCGAAAGAUAUCCUUGGCCAGAUAGAGCUCGACGAAAAGGAGAAUUUCACUCAGCGGCAGAUCGAGAAGUUCAAGGCGGAUCCUGCGUUUUACCGCAAGUUCGUCAAGACGAUCGAGCAGGACAGCAACGGGAACUUCGCCCUGAUCCAAAAUAACAGCCCUGUGCAAGCCUUCGCAACGAGCAAAGUAAUCCAAUACAUGACGGCGACCCUCGGCGGCGACGAGAAGCUGUGCAAAGCCCUAAUCCCCCAAUUCCCCUUAGGAUGUCGUAGGAUAACGCCGGCCCCGGGCUAUCUAGAAGCUCUGAGAUCCUCAAAUACGGAAGUGAUAACGGAAGGAAUCGCUGAGAUCGUACCUGAGGGCAUCCGACUCGAGUCGGGCCAGAUCAUCCAACUAGACGCCAUCAUCUGCGCCACCGGCUUCGACAACUCGUUCGCCCCGCGCUUCCCCAUCGUCGGCCGGCAUGGCAACGUCCAGGACGCGUUCAAAAAUGACACGCCUAAGGGAUACAUGUCGUGCGCGCUCGCCGGCGUGCCGAAUUACUUCAGUGAGUUCUCCCCUCCCCCCUUCCCUUUCCUCCCAAACACCCAAACUCUUAAACCCCCUCAGCGAAUUCUCCAUACUAACAAGCGACCCCUAGCCUUCCUCGGCCCGAACGGGCCCAUAGGCCACGGCAGCGUCUUCACGCUCAGCGAGCACAUAGCGCGGUACAUAACGCGCAUAAUCCUCAAAUGCCAAACCGAGCAAAUCCGCUCGGUCGCUCCCACAUCCGCCGCCGUAUCCGAGUACGCGGCGCACGUCGCAGCUCUAAUGCCGCGCGUGGCCUGGUCCGGCCCUUGCAAGUCGUGGUUCAAGAAAAACGGCAACGACGGCGCCGAGGACGCGCCCGUCACCGCGCUGCACCCGGGCAGCCGCGUCCACUUCUUCCACAUGCUCGAGCGCUUCCGCGGCGAGGACUGGGAGUACGUGUAUGACGGCCCCGCGGGGAAUCGGUUCUGGUAUCUGGGGAACGGGUUCUCGACGAGGGAGCUGGGUGGGGAGGAGGGGGAUCAGACUUGGUAUUUGGAAGAGGAGGCUGAUCGGCUGUAGGUGUGGAUGGGGAUGUAUUUAUGAGAGAAGAAGGUGAGGUCACCUGCGUGGUUCGCAGUGGUGUUUGUGGUGGGUUUAUGGGGGGGUUGAUAUAUAGACACUUUUAUAUCGUAUAUACCAUUCUUCACCCAUGAAAGCAUGUAGAAUCGUUUGGAUGGGACAUACGGACUAUCCCGAAUUUCUCAGGUUACACUUGUCUUCGGUGAGUCUUAAUGAGAUUCACUGCUUAUGCAGUGUCAUAUUGUGGGAAAAGCCACUUAGGCUACGGAUGCGGAUACGGUGUAGGGUGGGGGCGGCCGAAGACAGUUGAUAUCUUGUUGUAGAUGUAUUGAUUCUGUUGAACUGAACUCUUACAAUCAACACUCUGAUGC
Molecule: messenger RNA, 2436 nt
Organism: Annulohypoxylon truncatum
Lineage: Eukaryota; Fungi; Ascomycota; Sordariomycetes; Xylariales; Hypoxylaceae
Product: FAD/NAD(P)-binding domain-containing protein
Exons: 5
Coding region: 236-2065 (609 amino acids)
Source: RefSeq, a predicted model, not a curated record